CGGACACCCUGACGGCCAAUAUCUACCUCAAUUGUUAAGUGCAUUGUUCCGAGUCAGCCAUUAGAUUCCCUCGUUACAUAAUCUUUUCGACGCAUUUUGUUGCUGGAAGGCUCGCCACCUACCCAUUUACACCUUAUCUCCAACUGCUGUCUUUCCGCCACCAUGGGCGCACCUACUGAACCCCCACCGCCAUACGACGAUGCGCAAAAAGUACCUCUCCUAGACAAGUCCUCAGGAUCAAGCACGCCAACAGGCAGGAGACCACCGCCAGGGCCGCCACCGCCAUUAAACCUCCCAGCACUGAACGAGCUGAGGCGGAAGAGAAUAGUGCUCGCAUCCGCCUCGCCACGGCGGAAACAGCUCCUCGCACAGAUCGGCCUCACAAACAUCGACAUCUGUCCCUCGAAGUUCGCCGAAGACCUCUCUCAUGACAUGGGCGCGCUAAACUACGUGCUCGAAACCGCGUCCGCGAAAGCAUCGGACGUGUACCGUCGCGAGAUCGACAACACGGAGCGCGGAGAACCGGCGCUUAUCAUCGCCGCCGACACGAUCAUUGUCAGCCACGAUGGGAGGAUACUGGAGAAGCCGCGCGGCGAGGCGGACCACAUUGCUAUGCUGAAACUGUUGAGGGAUCAGGGAGAGCACAAGGUUAUGACUGCGGUGGCGGUCAUGAAGCCGCUGGAAAGCGCGAUAGAUCCUGGGUACAGGAUGGAGACGCAUGUUGAGGAGACAACGGUCAAGUUUGAUCCUACUGUCACUGAUGGGCUUAUUCUCGCAUACGUACGGACGAGGGAUGGGAAUGAUAAGGCGGGUGGGUAUGGGAUACAAACCGCUGGGUCGAUUCUUAUCGAGAAGAUUGAGGGGAGUUAUGAUAAUGUUGUUGGGUUGCCGUUGAGACAUACGCUCAGGUUGAUUGAGAAGGUGAUGGAGCCGGAGGAGGAGUUGGAUGUGAGCGAUGAGGAGUAGGACACGACACCGCCAAGGCCGUCUUGAUGUGAGACGCGUGAAACAUGAGGGAUGGGCAGGAUGUACUUCAUUUGUCGAAGCGGUGGCAUGAGGUGAGCGCAAAGCUUUGGAUGGUCUUGGAAUAAUAGACUGAUAUAUGAUAGUGUUUUAGACUUUGCGAUUAGAAUAACAUGUACUCUC
Molecule: messenger RNA, 1146 nt
Organism: Dothidotthia symphoricarpi CBS 119687
Lineage: Eukaryota; Fungi; Ascomycota; Dothideomycetes; Pleosporales; Dothidotthiaceae
Product: Maf-domain-containing protein
Exons: 3
Coding region: 163-966 (267 amino acids)
Molecular function (GO): nucleoside triphosphate diphosphatase activity
Source: RefSeq, a predicted model, not a curated record